Molecule: messenger RNA, 2783 nt
Organism: Chinchilla lanigera (long-tailed chinchilla)
Lineage: Eukaryota; Metazoa; Chordata; Mammalia; Rodentia; Chinchillidae
Gene: P2rx7
Product: purinergic receptor P2X, ligand gated ion channel, 7
Exons: 13
Coding region: 906-2681 (591 amino acids)
Biological process (GO): response to ATP; monoatomic cation transmembrane transport
Cellular component (GO): nuclear inner membrane; plasma membrane
Molecular function (GO): ATP binding; purinergic nucleotide receptor activity; extracellularly ATP-gated monoatomic cation channel activity
Source: RefSeq, a predicted model, not a curated record
GGAGCGUGCUGAGAAGGGACAGCAGAGAGGGGGAAGCUGAAGGGGUAACGGGAAGUGGUCAUCAUCACAGUCACCGGCAUCCUCCCUGCCCCCAGCCAGCACCGCAGUAAAGGCCGCUCGGCCCGGGGCUGCUGCGGAGACCUUUCUCUCUCACGCGGAGCCACCGUCGAGCCCCUGCGAGCUCACGUUCGCUGAGCCCGCGCCGUGUCCGCCCCUCUACCGCAGACGCCCCGCAGCGCUGAGAGUCUCCCCGCUGCUCCGCGCCGACGUCCCGGUCCCUCCGGCCAGUGCCCCCACCGUGCGGUCCAGACCCUUUCACGCGUCCGCCGCACCCUGCCGGCCUCCGCUUGUUUAUCAAGACCCUCUCCAAAGCCGUGCGCACAGCCAGAUGCGGCGGCGCACACCUGCAAUCCUAGCACGCUGGGAGGGCCGGGGCAGGAGCGUCACAAGUUCAGACCCAGCCCUGGGCGGCUGGGUGACUUAGAAUGACCUUGUCUCAAAGUAAAACAGUUCAAAAGGACUAGGGAGGUAGCCUAAUGUGAAGGCCUUCGGUUCAAUCCCCAGUACCCGCCAAAAGAACAAAACGGGCAGCCUGGACACGCUUGCUUUGCUUGUGGAAGCACAAAGUGGUUCAACCUUCUGUGGUUUGUGGCGAUACAAAAUGUGCACGCCCCUCCCCCCACGCGCAUCCUCACUCGUGCGGGCCUCAGCACGAGGCCAGGGUGGGCAGCCGGCUCGGCGCGGUGCUCAGGGCCAGGCUGGGUUAAGCAGAGGCACAGGCAGCUGUGUUCAGGGCCCCUCCUUCUGCUCUAGAGGCACCUUUGCUGAAGGGGCCCAGGUGCUAUAACGCCUAGGCAGACCUAGGACCGGCACUUCCUCCUGAGGAGCGCCAGGCACCGCGCAUCAUGCAGACCCUCCUCUGCAGGUAUACUACUCCCAGGGUCCUUCAUAUUCACAGCACGAGCAUUGGGACUGUGAGGUCCGUCUUCCUGGCGGCCAUCUGCAUCUACAUCGGCUUCGCGCUGGUGAGCGACAAGAUGUACCAGCGCAAAGAGCCGGUCAUCAGCUCCGUGCACGCCAAGGUGAAGGGCGUGGCGGAGGUGACCGAGGAGGUGGUGGGCGGAGAGAAGAGGCCGGCUCAGAGGGUCUUUGACACGGCAGACUACACCUUCUCCUUGCAGGGAAACUCCUUCUUCAUGAUGACAAACUACCUCAUAACGGAAGGCCAAGAGCAGGGCCGGUGCCCGCAGUUCCCCACACGCAGGACGCUCUGCCUCUCCGACCAGGACUGUAAGAAGGGCUGGCUGAACCCUCAAAACCAAGGAAUCCAGACCGGCAAGUGUGUUGAAUACAACACGACCGCGAAGACCUGCGAAGUCUCCGCCUGGUGUCCCACCGAGGUGGUGGAGGAGGCUCCCAGGCCUGCGCUCCUGGGCAGUGCUGAAAAUUUCACAGUGCUCAUCAAGAAUAACGUUGACUUCCCUGGCCACAACUACACCACGAGAAACAUCCUGCCGGGCCUGAACGCCUCUUGCAUCUUCCACAAGACGCAGGACCCCCAGUGUCCCAUUUUCCGACUAGGAGACAUCUUCCGGGACGCGGGAGACAACUUCUCCGAGGUGGCCGUCAAGGGAGGAAUCAUGGGCAUCGAGAUCAACUGGGACUGCAACCUGGACAGGUGGUUCCACCGCUGCCGCCCCAAGUACAGCUUCCGGCGCCUCGACGACAAGACCGCCAGGGAGUCCUUGUAUCCCGGCUACAACUUCAGGUACGCCAAGUACUACCGGGAAAAUAAUGUGGAGAAACGAACUCUGAUGAAAGUCUUCGGGAUCCGUUUUGACAUCCUGGUUUUUGGCACGGGAGGAAAAUUCAACAUUAUCAGUCUGAUUGUAUACAUGGGAUCUACCCUGUCCUACUUCGGUCUGGCCACUGUGUUCAUCGACCUUCUCAUCAACACCUACUCGAGCGCCAUCUGUCGGUCGCACGUCUAUCCCUGGUGCCCGUGCUGCAAACCCUGCGCAGCCAACGAGUACUACUACCACAAGAAGUGCGAGGUGGUGGUGGAGCCCAAGCGGACAUUAAAGUACGUGUCCUUUGUGGACGAGCCUCACAUUCGGAUGGUGGACCAGCAGCUCCUCGGGAAAAGCCUGCAGGAUGCCAAGGGCCAAAAAGUCCCAAGAGCCCCGAUGGACUUCACACGCCUGUCCAAGCUGCCCCUGUCUCUCCCCGAUGCAACCCCAGCCCCAGCCCCUGGACAACCACAGGAGAUGCAGCCACUUCGCGGGAUGGGGACCCCCAAGGCUGGGGACAGCCCGGACUGGUGCCAGUGUGGACGCUGCCUCCCGUCGCAGCUCCCCGAGGACAGCAAGUGCCUGGAGGAGCUGUGCUGCCGGCGGACGCCGGGGCCCUGCAUCACCACCUCCGAGCUCUUCGGGGACCUGGUGCUGUCCCGAUCCGCCCUGCGGCAGCUGCUGCUCUACCAGGAGCCCCUGCUGGCGCUGGACGAGGAGGCCACCAACAGCCGGCUGCGACGCUGUGCCUACAGGUGCUACGCCGCCUGGCGCUUUGGCCCCCAGGACGUGGCCGACUUCGGCAUCCUGCCCAGCUGCUGCCGCUGGCGGAUCCGGAGGGAGUUCCCCAGGAGCCACGGCCCGUACGGCGGCUUCCGGUGUCCCUACUGAUGGGGGGCUCGCCCGCAGCUCUGCCUGUCGGGGAGCGGGGCCCCGUUACACCCGCGCAAGCCAGCCGCGCGGAGCCUCUGCGGGACCGGAUCAGGAGGCGCG